UGACCCAGAUGACUGCCAUAAAAACACAAAAGCCAGGAAGAUUAUGGUCGUUUAAGCGGUUCGGGACAUUUUGGGAGAAAGAUGUACCAGAAAACAACGAGGCGUUUUUCAAAGAGAGUUUCCGAAUGGAGAGGCCCUGCUUUGAUAUUUUAGUGAAUCGGCUUGAAGUGCUGCGAAAGAAGGACACCAACUGCCGAGCUGCAAUUCCUUUGGAAAAGCGCAUCGCCAUUGCGCUAUACACUUUGGGCUCGUCCUCUGAGUACCGAACAGUUGGCAGGCUUUUCGGUGUAGCUCCAAACAGUGUGUGUAAUAUCCUGCACGAGUUUUGCAGAGCACUUAUCGACGAGUUUUCGAAGGAGUACAUGUCGCCCAAUUACCUAACUUCCGACAAAAUUGAUGAGUGCGUAAAGGGAUUCGAGGCAAUUGGGUUUCCUCAGUGCCUAGGUGCAAUUGAUGGAUGCCACAUCGAAAUAAAACCACCAGCACCUGAGGCAGUAGACCACCAUAACUAUAAGGGCUGGUAUUCCACAGUCUUGUUUGCCCUAGUGGAUUAUAGAUACAGAUUUACAUAUGUAAAUAUCGGCUCUGCAGGAAGGUGCAAUAACUCGAUGAUAUACCAGAAGUCAAGCCUUGCAAAACAUAUCGAAGCAUCGGCAUUACUCCAAGAGAAAGCCAAGGAAAUAAGCGGAGUAAACGUCCCUGUAAUGCUUAUCGGGGACUCGGCAUUUAGGUUUUCUAAAAAGCUGAUGAAACCUUACCCGUUUUCCACAGUCGCCUCUUUGGAACAGCGCACGUUUAACUACAACCUUUCCAAAGCUAGGCGAGUGGUGGAAAAUGCAUUUAAAAGCCAGAUUUCGAAUAAUCGGAAAAGGUCUUGAUAGCCACCACAAAAAUAAUAGCGCCAUAAUAAUGAGCUGUUGUAUUUUACACAAUAUAUUAAAUAUGCACAACAGCGCGAUUAAUGAAAAUUGGGAGGUUGCAACAAAUGAGCAGCGCGAACAGCACGAUACCAGCAACAGUUCUGCUGACUUUAAUCAGUCAGCAGAACAGAUACGAUCUGCAAUCGCAAAAUAUUGUGUAGACCGUAAUGAAAAUUAAAAACUUAUUUAUUUUUAUUUUUCAAAACUUCUAAUAAGUCGUUCUGGAAUUUUGUUUGGGUGCUAAUCAAGUCCUGCACCAUCUUCUCCUGCCUAACGUCGUGCUCCUCCUUCUUUCUGUGGUGGUCCUUUUGUUGUUCGAGACGCUCCUGGGCGAUCUCUGCCAGCCACGAAAUGUCGGUCUUUUUCUUUUUCUUUGGCGGACGCCCAGACAAGGUGCUGGAGCUACAAGA
Drosophila miranda is the source of this 1330-nucleotide messenger RNA. RefSeq names its product putative nuclease HARBI1. Lineage: Eukaryota; Metazoa; Arthropoda; Insecta; Diptera; Drosophilidae. Bases 9 to 878 code for a protein of 289 amino acids. The transcript has 4 exons. The record is from RefSeq and is a predicted model, not a curated record.